Drosophila eugracilis is the source of this 542-nucleotide messenger RNA. RefSeq lists its product as uncharacterized. The record is from RefSeq and is a predicted model, not a curated record. The coding region runs from base 20 to 493 and encodes 157 amino acids. NCBI's taxonomy places the organism in Eukaryota, Metazoa, Arthropoda, Insecta, Diptera, Drosophilidae. The transcript has 2 exons.
UAAGAUAUACGAGGAGAAAAUGGGAACUUUCUUGCAUUUUAAUAUGUUAUGUGUUCUUCUGUUAGUAGACUUUGGACAACCAAACCAUGAAAACGCAGAUUAUAUUGAUCCCGAAGAACCACCAGAUGAUCACCUAACGCGUCCCAAUAUGGAAUAUGCCAAUAGUGAUGAUGAAGUGACUGUCGCUUAUGAAGAUCACAAUGAAAGUCAUGAUCAUAUAACAACGAUUGGUAGUACUAAUAAAUCAGAUGAUCAAAAUGACUUAUCAACUGAGAUUGAUAUUGAGGUGUACGAUGAUCAUUUAACAACUGAAGCGGAAAGUUCUGAUGGAAUCAAAGUGCAGCGAAUGUUAGAUGUUUUAAGUAACGGCUUGAUGAAAACCUAUACAGAUGAGUUGGAAUUGGAUCAUGAUCAUAAUGAUCCACAUAAUGAUUAUCAAAUCGAAGAUCGAAUAGUUCGCUAUGCAAUGCAAAAGUGGCAUGAAGAAAUUUGACAUCUUAAGUCUUAAGUGUAAAUAAAAAGACUUUACUGUUUUACUUCAA